This is a messenger RNA of Strigops habroptila (Kakapo), 907 nucleotides long. Its product is annotated as cytochrome c oxidase assembly factor 7. NCBI's taxonomy places the organism in Eukaryota, Metazoa, Chordata, Aves, Psittaciformes, Psittacidae. Gene Ontology annotation, cellular component: mitochondrial intermembrane space. Bases 68 to 763 code for a protein of 231 amino acids. The record is from RefSeq and is a predicted model, not a curated record. The transcript has 3 exons. Gene Ontology annotation, molecular function: protein binding.
CGGAAGGCGCCGUAUCGACGGCUCGGCAGCCGCGGGCGGCCUUGCGCGGCGGGCCCCGAGCUCCGGCAUGGCCGGGUUCAUCAACUUCGCGGACGAGGAGGAGGUGCGGGGGUAUCUGGAGAACAUACACAUUGAGUAUAGUUACCAGUGCUUCAAGGAGAAGGACCCGGACGGCUGCCAGCGCCUUGCCGACUACCUGGACGCCGUGAAGAAGGACUUUGUGGCGGCGGGGCGGGUGCUGCGCGACAACUGCGAGACGCACGGGCACAGCGAGAGCUGCUACAAGCUGGGCGCCUACCAGGCCAUCGGCAAAGGUGAAUUCGAACCAGAUUUGAAAGCUGCUUACAAGUCUUUUAUGAAGUCAUGUGAGAAAGGUGGGAAGAAGUCAGUAAAUGCGUGUCACAGCGUUGGGCUGUUGGCCCAUGAUGGGAGAGUAAACGGUGACAAACCUGACCCCGUUGUUGCUAGAGACUAUUACACAAAAGCCUGCGAUGGCAAUUUUGCUCCUAGCUGCUUCAACCUCAGUGUAAUAUAUCUCCAAGGGGCACCUGGGGUACCCAAGGACAUGAACCAUGCUUUGAAGUACUCGCUGAAAGGGUGUGAGCUGGGUCAUGCGUGGGCUUGUGCCAAUGCCAGUCGAAUGUACAAACUGGGAGAUGGCACUGAGAAGAAUGAUGCUAAGGCAGAGGAUUUGAAAAACAGGGCAAAACAGUUGCAUAAAGAGCAGAAAGAAGCCUCAAGUUCUAUAACGUUUGGAGAGUAAAAUGGUCAGUUGCAGUUACUCAGACUGCAGUUUUAAAUGGCAAGUGAACUUGUUAGUUAAAUUGUGAGCAUAGUCUUCACUUAAAUAAAUAUCCCGUAUUUGGAUAUGCAAAUAAACUUGUAUUUUUGUGGAUGCAACAUACGA